UGUGGCUGGGUAAAGUUUCCUUGACAACAAAACACAUGGAGAAGGAGCUCCUCUUCCCGGGACAGUAACAUCAAAGGACUAUCAUGGGAGACAAGAACGUAGCACAGUCUAGAGCUGCUUACAGGGAGUGCAAUCAGGUAGUCCAGGAGGAAAUAUGGAAAGAGAAUGUAAAAAAGGAAGAGGUGGCUGCCAAAAAAUGGGAAAAGAAUUGGGGGUUCAUGGCAGAGCUUGACUUAAAGGGAAAUCCAGUGAAGAGAAGAGAGCCUCCAAAGAGUGGCGGCUCAUUUUACAAGAAGAGUGGGCUACCUGUUACUACUAGUCAGACGUAUGGGAUGCAGUCAAGGAGCACUCCUUUUAUAAUGAAAAUUGAAAGACUUGGAAGUCACCACAAAAGAAAAACUGACGUUGGUACAAUCUUUUACUAGCAAAUCUAAUUCUAAAUGUGUUUUCAAACCUGCAUGAAAUGAUAUUUUUAAAAAAGAAAUUUUCUGACUUAUUAUGUGUAUUUAGUGUACAAAGAAUCAUGUACUGAU
Molecule: messenger RNA, 533 nt
Organism: Amphimedon queenslandica
Lineage: Eukaryota; Metazoa; Porifera; Demospongiae; Haplosclerida; Niphatidae
Exons: 3
Coding region: 84-425 (113 amino acids)
Source: RefSeq, a predicted model, not a curated record